Molecule: messenger RNA, 3516 nt
Organism: Panthera uncia (snow leopard)
Lineage: Eukaryota; Metazoa; Chordata; Mammalia; Carnivora; Felidae
Gene: BRINP1
Product: BMP/retinoic acid inducible neural specific 1
Exons: 7
Coding region: 44-2329 (761 amino acids)
Biological process (GO): positive regulation of neuron differentiation; negative regulation of mitotic cell cycle
Source: RefSeq, a predicted model, not a curated record
CAGAAUGGAGCAAGAAUGAGAGGAAAAAGGCCGGCAGAAAAGCAUGAACUGGAGGUUUGUUGAGCUCCUCUACUUCCUGUUUGUAUGGGGCCGUAUCUCAGUGCAGCCCUCCCACCAGGAACCAGCUGGGACAGACCAACAUGUCUCCAAGGAAUUUGAUUGGCUUAUUUCAGACAGGGGGCCUUUCCACCACUCCAGGAGCUACCUAUCCUUUGUGGAAAGACACCGUCAAGGAUUUACAACCAGAUAUAAAAUAUACAGGGAGUUUGCCCGUUGGAAGGUGAGGAACACAGCCAUCGAGAGGAGAGACCUGGUCCGUCAUCCAGUGCCCCUCAUGCCAGAGUUUCAAAGAAGCAUCCGCCUGCUUGGCAGAAGACCCACCACUCAGCAGUUCAUCGAUACCAUCAUCAAAAAGUACGGCACCCACCUCCUCAUCUCUGCCACCUUGGGAGGGGAGGAGGCCUUGACCAUGUACAUGGACAAAAGUCGCCUCGACAGGAAGUCAGGGAAUGCCACUCAAAGUGUUGAAGCUCUGCACCAGCUGGCAUCGUCCUACUUUGUGGACCGUGAUGGCACCAUGAGGAGGCUGCAUGAGAUCCAGAUAUCAACUGGAGCAAUCAAGGUCACAGAGACACGCACUGGGCCUCUGGGCUGUAACAGCUAUGACAAUCUGGACUCUGUGAGUUCCGUCCUUCUGCAAAGCACGGAGAGCAAACUGCACCUUCAAGGUCUUCAGAUAAUCUUCCCUCAGUAUCUGCAAGAGAAGUUUGUCCAGUCGGCCUUGAGCUACAUCAUGUGCAAUGGUGAGGGAGAGUAUGUGUGCCAGAACAGCCAGUGUAGAUGUCAGUGUGCAGAGGAGUUCCCACAGUGCAACUGCCCCAUCACCGACAUCCAGAUCAUGGAGUACACGCUGGCCAACAUGGCCAAGUCUUGGGCCGAAGCUUAUAAGGACCUGGAGAAUUCAGAUGAGUUUAAAUCGUUUAUGAAGCGUCUGCCCAGCAACCACUUCCUGACCAUCGGGAGCAUCCAUCAGCACUGGGGCAACGACUGGGACCUGCAGAACCGUUACAAGCUCCUGCAGAGCGCCACCGAGGCCCAGAGGCAAAAGAUCCAGCGCACCGCCCGCAAGCUCUUCGGCCUCAGUGUCCGCUGUCGCCACAAUCCCAACCACCAGCUGCCUAGAGAGAGGACAAUUCAGCAAUGGCUUGCAAGGGUCCAGUCGCUCCUCUACUGCAAUGAGAACGGGUUUUGGGGAACCUUCCUGGAGAGCCAGAGGAGCUGCGUGUGCCACGGUAGCACCACGCUGUGCCAGCGCCCCAUCCCCUGCAUCAUAGGAGGGAACAACAGCUGCGCCAUGUGUAGCCUGGCCAACAUCUCCCUGUGCGGCUCCUGCAACAAGGGCUACAAGCUGUACCGGGGCCGCUGCGAACCGCAGAACGUGGACUCGGAGCGCAGCGAGCAGUUCAUCAGCUUCGAGACCGACCUGGAUUUCCAGGACCUGGAGCUGAAGUACCUGCUGCAGAAGAUGGACUCGCGCCUCUACGUGCACACCACCUUCAUCAGCAACGAGAUCCGCCUCGACACCUUCUUCGAUCCCCGGUGGCGCAAGCGCCUGUCCCUCACGCUCAAGAGCAACAAGAACCGCAUGGACUUCAUCCACAUGGUGAUCGGCAUGUCCAUGCGCAUCUGCCAGAUGCGCAACAGCAGCCUGGACCCCAUGUUCUUUGUCUACGUCAACCCCUUCAGCGGGAGCCACUCGGAGGGCUGGAACAUGCCCUUCGGGGAAUUUGGCUACCCGCGCUGGGAGAAGAUUCGCCUCCAAAACAGCCAGUGCUACAACUGGACUCUCUUGCUGGGCAAUCGGUGGAAAACGUUUUUUGAGACGGUCCACAUCUACCUACGUAGUCGGACUCGGCUACCUACCCUACUGCGGAAUGAGACCGGCCAGGGCCCGGUGGACCUGUCCGAUCCCUCCAAGAGGCAGUUCUACAUCAAGAUCUCCGACGUGCAGGUGUUCGGGUACAGCCUGCGCUUCAACGCCGACCUCCUUCGCAGCGCCGUGCAACAGGUCAACCAGUCCUACACGCAAGGCGGCCAGUUCUAUUCUUCUUCAUCCGUGAUGCUCCUCUUGUUGGAUAUUCGGGACCGAAUUAACCGCCUGGCCCCUCCUGUGGCCCCGGGGAAACCCCAGCUGGACUUGUUCUCCUGUAUGCUCAAGCACCGCCUGAAACUGACCAACAGCGAGAUCAUCAGGGUGAACCACGCCUUGGACCUCUACAACACCGAGAUCCUCAAACAGUCGGACCAGAUGACGGCCAAACUCUGUUAACCUGGGGACUCCUUGCCACGGGCUUUCCCUUUUGUUGUACACACAUAACAGAACAAAGCAAAGCAAAGCAACACAAACAACAAUUUGUAAAAUGUAAUUCAUAAUUCAAAGAAAAGGAAGAAGAGUCUGCAUUCGUUGGAAACUAAAACGUUCUAGCAACUGUAUAAAACCGUUGGGCAUGUUUGUUAUUUCUAUACUCUGUCAUGAAGAAGGGUCUCAGCCUUUGGAGGAGCUUGGAGGGGUUGCUUCUUAGGCCUCAGGUGCUGUAUUGUGGGGGGAGAACGGGGAGAGCAUAUGCAAUGAAUUGCAAAGAUCUCUGCUGUGCAGGUGCUAAGAUUAAACACUAAAAAGAAAGAGAGAUAUAUGUAAUGUACAACCGACACUGCCAUUUUUCCUUGUGGGAGGAAAUGGACAUACAUAAAGAUAUUUCUUGGGUUAUGAUUUCUUCCCUCUUUAUGCCUAAUUCCUUGUGGUUCUUUCGACUCCUUCUUGCACGGGGGCGACAGUGCUAUCUUACCCAUAGAGCUUCUUUCAUUCGGAAUGAACUGAAGCUAAUUGAAGGGGGACAACAGGUGGGCUUAGGGGGAGAAGCAUAAGCCUCAUCACAGGGUGUUAAAACAAUAAGGAACCUUAUACAUCAGCUGUCACACUCCUUGAUUUAGCUUGUGAAGCAGGUGUGGGGAGAAAAGGCACGCCCAGUAACCCACGGUUGCUGCCUGAAGAAGGAUUUGAACUCUGCCUUCUGAGCCCCUUGGCAAUGCUCCUUUUUCUAAAUUCCUCUGGCCUCUUUUCUGGUUUCUUUUCCAGCUACACUGCCACAGGACGGAAUGUUUUUCAGUCUCAGGUUGUUUUGAUAGCUUUUUUUUCCCUUUUUUUUUAAUGGAGACUCCUUUCACCUACUUUUUCCAAAAAGACAUGGUGUCAGAUUUCCUAGAAGUGCUUUGCAUAUUAAAAUUUCAUUUAAAUACAAAUCAAUAACCACAAUAGACUAAAAUGGGGUAGGUUCUGAAGUUGCAUUCCUCACUUCACUCCUCUGCCAGGCACCUCCCCCAAGUCUCUAAAAAAUGAUCCUUUCAUUAACUCAGAACACACACUCACACACACGCAUGCACAAACUAACACUGCCAUUUCUCUGGCAUCUAUGAAAGUGAGAAGCCUUAUUUUGGGACUUCGGAGCAAAAUUGAAA